Molecule: messenger RNA, 2787 nt
Organism: Oryza brachyantha (malo sina)
Lineage: Eukaryota; Viridiplantae; Streptophyta; Magnoliopsida; Poales; Poaceae
Product: protein NEDD1
Exons: 10
Coding region: 138-2459 (773 amino acids)
Biological process (GO): cell plate assembly; positive regulation of cytokinesis; regulation of phragmoplast microtubule organization
Cellular component (GO): kinetochore microtubule
Molecular function (GO): protein binding; gamma-tubulin complex binding
Source: RefSeq, a predicted model, not a curated record
CUUGAGUUCAGAAAACUUGAACCCGAACCCAACCAUCCAAAAUUCCAUUUCGAUUUUCAAAUUUCCUCCUCCUCGGACUCAAACCCAGCCGGCCACCCCCAAACCCUAAAAUCCGCCGCCGCAUUCGGGCUCCGCCGAUGGGGUUCGUCGAUCCGGCGGCGCCGCUGCUGGCCACGUGCGGCGGUGACACCGUCAAGCUCUUCGACGUCACGGUCGAGUCCGGCGACCCCUGCGUCCUCGCCUACACCCCCGCGCCCUCCCACCCCGUCAACGCCGUACGCUGGAACCACACCAAUCUAAUUGUAGCAAGUGCUGGGGAUGAUAAAAAGAUCUCAUUGUGGCAUAAAAAAGGUCAAAAUGUAGGACAGCUACCAACAUCAACUGUUGAUCGUGGGGAUGACAUAGAGGAGUGCAUAUAUUCUAUCAGUUUCAGCAACAAGGGUUCACGGUAUCUUUGCUCUGGUGGGAGUGGCCACAUCGUUAGAAUAUGGGAUUUGCAGCGGAAGAGGUGCAUCAAAUGGCUAAGUGGUCACACUGACACCAUUACAGGUGUAAUGUAUAAUUGUAAAGAUGAACAUUUGGCUUCAAUCAGCAUGAAGGGGGACCUUAUUCUUCAUAAUCUUGCUUCUGGAGCACGUGCUGCUGAACUUAGUGACCCAAAUGGGCAGGUGUUGAGAGUGCUUGAUUAUUCACGUCAUAGUAGGCAUAUAUUGGUGACAGCAGGAGAUGAUGGUUCUGUGCAUCUUUGGGAUACAACUGCAAGAACUCCAAAGGUCUCGUGGCUGAAGCAACAUUCUGCACCCAUAAGUGGUGUCUGUAUUUCACCCUCCAGCGAUAAGAUAAUUGCUACAGUUGGCCUGGACAAGAAGUUAUACACACUCGACUCAGGGUCAAGAAGACCAACACACACUAUUCCUCAUGAAGCCCCUUUCUCAUCGUUGGCAUACAACGACGAUGGUACAAUAUUGGCUGCAGGCACAAAUAGUGGUCGUGUGAUAUUCUAUGAUGUUCGAGGAAAACCUCAGCCUCUGACCAUUCUUCGUGCAUACAAUAGCUCAGAGGCUGUGACAGGUUUAUGUUGGCAACGCUCAAAGCCUGUCAUUGUUAAUGAGAAUAGUUCUUCUGAGGUUGCUCUUCUGGGUGGAAGCAGCGAAGACUCUGUUCUCAUGCCAGAUCCCUUACCUUCAGCAAGUUCAGCUUUUGGAGCUGCCAUCCCAAAUCAUCGCUCUUCUUUGACGGCAAACCCAAGUGGAUUUCUUUCUACUUCAACCUCUUCAACUGUGGAGGAAACUCCAUAUAGGACACGGCCAUUGUCUGGUGGACCAUUAUUGAAACUGCAGGCGGCUCCUCGUGGUAACUUCAGUCUAAAGGAUGAUAUGGAUGUAUUCUCUCCACUUGUUGAUGUUCAACCUUUCACACCGUCCAGUGGUAGCCUGUGGGAUGACCAUGGUAGUGAUGAAACAAAAAAAGAUGAUAAACUUGGGGACAAAAAACUGUCAACAACUAGGAAGUUCCCAUAUAUUGAAGACAACAAUGAGCCACACCCAAUCUCAGAUUGGAGGUCCAUUUCCAAUUCAAGACAGGAUGAUGCCUCAUCUACGACCACUACAUCCAUGCCAUCAUGGAAGAGUGAACUAUCUAUCACUUCACCUGAGACAGCAACUGGAAAUGCAUUACAAGACAGGCUGACUCACCGUCAACAAGUUUCGCGCUUUGGGGCUUCGGCCUUUCAAACUGGUAGCUUUGCAUUUGCAGGCUUACAAGAUUCAGCUUCAGCAACCGGUAACUCAUUGAAAGGCUCUCUAACAAGUAAUAUAUUAAUGAACCUACAAAACAAGGGUGUCUUGAGCAAUGCACGUGCUUCCUUGGACACAUCAACUUCUAGCCUUCAAAGUUCACUGCCCUCAGGUUUUAUGGCCAAGACCAUACCACCAGUAAACUCUGAUCAGCCAGGAGCAGCACAAUCCAGCUCUCAAUGGAAACCCUCAACUUAUACUGAUAGAAUGAGCACAUCAUCUGUUUUUAGUGAAGGAUUAGCAUCAGCCUUUGGUUCACCAAAAUCAAAGAAGACUGGGGCAGAAACAAAAGAUGAACUGCUGAGUAGUCUUCUAUCAAGACAAGAAGCAGCUGGUGCCUCUUCAUCUGCUAGCCUUGUAGCAAACAAUGGGGUAGUGCCUCCACAAUUGCCAAGCUCAGGUUUGUCAGCUGAUCAGCAGGGAGCUUCUUCCUUCUCACUUCAGUAUGUGCAGCGCAUGCUUGAAGAAUCUUUAGGAUCAGUUCAGAAGUCCAUCCAUGAGGAUGUGAGGAAUCUCCACAUUGAACUUCUAAGACAAUUUCACAUGCAAGAGAUGGAAAUGUCAGGCGUGAUGAACCAGGUCCUAGAGAAGUUGGAAGGCCUUACAAAGGAAGUCCAACAGCUCAGAAGGGAGAACCAACAGCUCCGGCAGCAACUCCUCUAAUUUGUGUAUUCUUUUAUGGGGUUAGUUAUGACAAUUGUUGUGCUUCGCUGGAGCGUACAGUGACUACAAUCCCCAGUUGAUAUUUGGUUAUCAGUUUGUCUGAUUCUUCGGCGAACAGGAAAUCCAUGUAUGACACGGUUGUACAUAGCACCCUAAUCAAUCUAGGAGCAUAGUGAUUUAUUUUACCUGUUUGAUCAGAUUGUUUGAUGUUUCUUUCCUUUUUGUUGUGCCAUAUUUGGGCGUUGGAUGUAGCAUUAUUAUUCGUGUAUGCCUGGCCUAUGUAAAACUGCUAACAGGAGUAUAAUGGAGCACUCAUUUGUUUGUAACC